CGCCUGACUAGCAUUGUCUCGGGCAGUUUUAAUGUGAAGCUGCCAGAUUUAUCUCUCCGUUGCAGCACAGCGGACAACAGAUAAAGUGUGUGUUUAGUCGAGAAGAUACCAGGAUAACUCGCCAGUACUACACUCUUUGCUCUAAAGUGGAUUAGGAUUUUAUGUACAACAUGACAUUUGAGGAACUAAGUGGGGAUUACUCUCAAGAAAGAAUGGAUUCAGUGGCGAAAGCUUUGGAAGAAGUCCUCACCUCUGCGUUGCCACAGGGCUGCAUUACAGUAGGAGUCUACGAGGCUGCCAAAUCACUCAAUGUGGACCCUGAUAAUGUGGUUUUGUGCAUCCUCGCCACUGAUGACGAAGAUGUCAAAGAUGUGGCACUGCAGAUCCACUUUACCCUAAUUCAGGCUUUCUGCUGUGAGAAUGACAUCAACAUCCUGAGAGUCAACAACACCCGGCGCCUGGCAGAAAUACUGGAGGGAGAAGGAAAACAGAGUGGGGGUGAACCUAUGGACCUCCACUGUGUCCUGGUCACUAGCCCACAUUCUACAUCAUGGAAGGACCCCGCUUUGAGCAAAGUGAACCGAUUCUGCAGGGAGAGCCGCUGUAUGGACCAGUGGGUACCCAUCAUCAACCUGCCCGAACGAUGAACUUUUAGCUGCUGAAACCUGUGAAAGGACUUGUAUCUGCACAUUAAGAGUGGUGUGAACCCUGAUGGACACAUUACCACCCAGAGAUCAAAUUCCAAAGUACUGCUGAUGGGGGAAAGAACAUUUUGAAGACCCCGCUUGUCUACAUGGGAUGUAUUUAAAAGCAGACAAAAAAAGAGCUGGGGGCAAGGAUUUCCACUUUGGACAGGACUGUUUGGAGUUGCGUCUGUCAGCCUUGGCAACGGAGAUGAGAUGGCGAGGCAUUUGUAUCGUCAUGAGGUGGGAAU
Molecule: messenger RNA, 934 nt
Organism: Sander lucioperca (pikeperch)
Lineage: Eukaryota; Metazoa; Chordata; Actinopteri; Perciformes; Percidae
Gene: gadd45aa
Product: growth arrest and DNA-damage-inducible, alpha, a
Exons: 4
Coding region: 162-647 (161 amino acids)
Biological process (GO): regulation of cell cycle
Cellular component (GO): cytoplasm; nucleus
Source: RefSeq, a predicted model, not a curated record